Messenger RNA from Ustilaginoidea virens, 1869 nucleotides. RefSeq lists its product as uncharacterized. The transcript is spliced from 2 exons. Gene Ontology annotation, molecular function: DNA-directed DNA polymerase activity; damaged DNA binding. Gene Ontology annotation, cellular component: nucleus. Bases 1 to 1869 code for a protein of 622 amino acids. The record is from RefSeq and is a predicted model, not a curated record. Gene Ontology annotation, biological process: error-prone translesion synthesis. Lineage: Eukaryota; Fungi; Ascomycota; Sordariomycetes; Hypocreales; Clavicipitaceae.
AUGCCUAGCACCCCAAACACUCCGAAAGGGCAAGGGCAUAGCAGACCAUCAUCGACGGAAUUGGACAAGUCUAAGACUUUGAAAUACCAACUUCUGGGGGCUUCUCUCACCAAGGCUGGACAGGAUAAUGUCGAUCAAAGCAAGGUUUCCGAGAUCAUCUACAACGCAUCCAAGGGGUCAAAGUUCUUCAACCGAGAAGAAGCUCGAGACCAGAUUUUGACGCACAAAAUUGAACGAAUUCUUGCCAAGAAGAUUCAAUUGAACAAGAAGGAUCUGACAGCAGAAUUACGAAAUGCUGACCGCAUCAUUAAUGAGAUGGAGCUCUCAAGAGACCUUACUCAGUGCAUUGUCCACAUUGACUGCGAUGCAUUCUACGCGGCUGUGGAACAGUUGGAACGACCGGAGCUGAAAGAUGUCCCAUUUGCGGUAGGAGCCGGAGUCCUCACAACAUGCAACUACGCUGCGCGGCAGUUUGGUUGCCGUUCGGGCAUGGCAGGCUUCGUGGCCAAGAAACUAUGCCCUUCGCUCAUUCUAAUCCGCCCCAACUUCCAGAAAUAUGCUGCCAAAGCCGAAGAAGUACGGGAGAUUCUCGCCGACUAUGAUCCUAGGUUUGAAAGCGCCAGCAUCGACGAAGCCUACUUGAACAUCACCCAGUACUGCCAAGAAAAUAACAUGGGACCCGCCGAGACGGUUGAGCAACUGAGGCGAGAGAUUCACCAGAGAACUGCCAUAACAGUAUCGGCUGGCAUCGCGGCUAAUGCAAAGCUUGCUAAGAUUUGCUCCAACCUGAAUAAACCAAACGGCCAGUACGUGUUGCCUAGCGAUCGCGCAUGCAUCAUGAGGUUUAUGAGAGAUCUGCCAACACGAAAAGUAAAUGGCAUCGGUCGCGUAUUGGAGCGCGAGCUCUCGGAGAUUGGCGUCAACACCUGUGGGGAUAUCUAUCAGCAACGCGAAUACUUGAACGCGUUGUUCGGGCGAAAGACGUUUGAUUUCUUGAUUGGCUGCUGCCUAGGUCUGGGUCGCACGAGAAUCCAACCAGCUGCAGAGUACGAGCGCAAAAGCGUGGGUACUGAAAGCACGUUUCGAGAUAUGUCAGACUCUGUCGAGCUACGGGAAAAACUACGGUGGACGGCCGAGGAGCUGGAAAGAGACAUGAAACGGAUCCGGUGUAAAGGCAGGACCUUGUGUCUCAAAGUAAAACUGCACACGUUUGAGGUUCUCACGAGGCAGAUUGCAACACCCAAGUUGGUGUCUCGGGCUGAUGACCUGUAUUCCUUUUCCUUGCCGAUGCUCACCAAGCUUGAGCAGGAAAUUCCAGGCAUGAAGCUGAGGCUCAUGGGCUUGAGGUGUACGCACUUGGUCAGCUCGGAGAAACCUGACGCCAUGGCAUUCUUUGGCUUCAAAGCGGGAAAAGGAGACGUUGACGCAGUCCCGGACUACACGAAUCAGGAUAGCUUGGCGGGAGGGUCCGAUUCCAACGGUCCGCAUGACGAAAUAAGUCAUCAAGUCCAGCUGCAUAAAGGUUUAUCCGCCCAGGACGUUGACGCACAAGGCCUAAACGAUGGUCUACCUGGUAGACAUGGCAGGGAAGUGGUGCCAGACGGGCAGGAACAUGGAAGCCCAAAGGCGGCGGAGGCAUGGUGGGACUGCCCGGUCUGUCUUCGGCCCCAGGAAGCGAACCAAAAAGCAUUCAACGGCCACAUCGAUUCGUGUCUUUCGAGACAGGCGAUCCGCGACGCGGUCCAAGGGCAGGAGACGCGGGAUCCGCAACUGAGGCAGCUCGAACCGAGGAGGCAGCAGGUACAUGACAAGAAACGAGGCCGAGCCGCACAGCUGGACCGAAAACAGAAAAAACUCUCGUUUCGAUGA